Messenger RNA from Tetrahymena thermophila SB210, 10569 nucleotides. RefSeq lists its product as hypothetical. The transcript has 17 exons. NCBI's taxonomy places the organism in Eukaryota, Ciliophora, Oligohymenophorea, Hymenostomatida, Tetrahymenidae. The record is from RefSeq and is a predicted model, not a curated record.
AUGUAAAAUAGUGUCAAUAGCAAUCACUCUUAAAAUGGUAGCAAUUUGAUGCAUGAAAUAGCUUUCAGCGAUUAAUUAAUUAAAUUCACUGUAACUGAUAAUGCAUCAGCUCCAUUAGUCAAUUCUGUCUCUUCUAUUGAUAAUUCAAAUCACAGUGCUAAUCCUGUGAUAGAACUGCCUAAUGAGUAAAUGAAGGUUGAAAAAUCAUAAAAUCUGUUAAUAAACAUGCAGUUUGAGCUAUCUGAACCAUACUUAAUUACAAACAUUCACCUUGUUUCUACUUAUAUGGAGUUUUCCAAGGCUAAUUUUGAGUUUUAUCAAGCAAAGCAGAAUUAGUUUUCGCAUCAAAGAAUAAAUGGCAUUGAAAAAAAUGCUUAAAACCACUAAUUUAUAAACAUGAUUAAGCUUGAGCCAAGUCAAUGCGGAUUUUUAGAAAAAUUAGGAUUAGUUUCUGAGGAGUAAUCUCAAAAUAAAGAGUAUUAGCUUAAAGUUUUAGGGAUUGCAUAAGCACUUAAGUUAUAAUUUUAAAUUACAAGUCAUACAGUUAUGGAUGUAUUAGUUAAAUUUUAAAAUGACCAUUAAAACUAUUCGGAUUCAGUAUUUGAUAAUAUAAAAUAAUUUUUGGGAAGUGAUUAAGAUGAUUUAACACACAAUAAGUUAUUAGAUAUUGAUGAUGCUUUAAGUCUUUUUAAAGUUUGCUUUGAAAGUAUAUAGAUUUUUGGUUAUAAAUUAAGUUGUAGUCCUCCUGCUUCUCAUGGAGUCGGUUUGUUAAAUUUGUCGAAUAUAUUUUACAAACAUAAUAGAAUAGAAGAAGCUAUUGAAACAGAAAUCUUGUCAGGAUUAUCGUUUAUGAGUUCAAGAAAAUUUGUUCAAUCAUCAGAAAUCUUUAUGAAAGCUGCUAAAUAUUUUAGAAAUAAAUAUUUAAAAAGUAUAUCUAAAGAUAUGAAUUAAGUGCUUCUGAAGAAGAGUAAAUAGAAUAACAAUUUAAUUGAAUCAAUUCAAAACAGUUAAGUAGGAAAGCUAUAGUUAGAAAAAAGCGGAGAUUUAAUGAAUUAUAUUCUUCAAAGAAAUAGUUUAAAAUAACAUUUUCAGCUCUUUCAAAGUGCCCAAUCUAUAUAACCCUCUCAUUAAAUUAGAACAUCCUACUCUGUUUAAGGAAAUAAUUACUUUGUUUAAGAAAAUUAGUUAAAGCAAAAUCUCUUAGAUAACGCUAGUUUUAAUUCAUUAAUUUAGCAAACUUCCAAUAAGAAUUUGAUAAAAUCAGCUAAAAUGGAAUUGCUUGCAGCUGAUUGUAUUGUUUAGCCCUGCAUGCUAAAUUUAAAAGUAGCUGCUUAUUCUAGAGCUAUUGACUCUUUUACUAAUAUGAAUGACGACUUAUAAGUCAAUAUAAAUAAUAAUUUUGAUCCUUACUCUGCAUUAUUAAAAUUGAGUCCUCAUUUAACAAAAUUGUGUUUAAAAUGUUUAACUGAUAAAUAAGAAAAUAUUCAAAUAGCUGCAAUAAAAACUCUUGAAUUUAUGGUAGAGCAGUUAGGCUGUACUUUAGGAAACCAGCUGCCUUGUAUUUUAAUAUCAGUGUUUAUGAAUUACCCUAUAUUAAAAGAAGAAGAAUAAACAAUAUUAAAAUAAUAUGACAUUUCUGAUAGUGAAGAUAAUGAAGAAUAAUGGGCUUUAAGUUAAAAUUCAUCAAGAAGUGGCUUAAAAACUGACAAAGAUGAUUCUGAUAAGAAAAGAAAUUCGAGCAACAUAGAAAAUAUUGAAAAUGAAGAAGAUUUAGAAAAAGAAAUAUUUCAUGAUGAAAAUGCAGAUAGAGUAUUGAAAAAUGAAGAUACUACCAAAAAAGCUAGCAAAAGUGAAAAUGAAGCAAAAAAAAUAAUCAUUGUAGAAGAAGAGAGGUUUGAAGAGUUAGAUUUCGAAAAAGAAAAAUAACCAACUAAGAAAACUUAAAAAGAAACAGAGAUAGAUAAAAAAUUUACCAAGAAAGGCUCAAAUUCAUUACAAACUCUAGCUCAAAUAAGAAAAAAGAUGGAAAAAAGGUAAAAAGGAAACUUUGUUUCUAAGGGUAGCUUUUAGCAUAUUGUAGAUAGCUACCAUCAUUUUUUGGAGACUUUUAUAAAUGUGUUAGCUUCAGCAAGUUCUUAAAUUCUCAGAAUUAUAUUUUAGGAGAUAAUUAGUGUAUAUAUUCUUUUAAGAGAGCUUUCUCCUGAUCUUCGUAUAUAUGUAUUUAGAAUAGCUGAAAAAAUUCUAGCCAUAUGUUAAGGUGAUGUUUAGAUUGAUAUGAGCUUUUUUCAUUACAUGCUUUAUGCUAUUGAUGGAUCUGGAUAUGAAAGUUUUUACACUGAAGCACAGAUAACAAAUAUAUAAUAUUAUGCUUUAAAACUUUGGGAAACGAUUAAAUUAAAAUUGGUUUACAAUAUGAACAUUUCUUAGUUAAAUGGAGUCAUAAAUUGGAUUUCAGAAAUGCUAUUAGCUCUGCUAGAAGCAGAAUAAGAAGGGGAGAAAAAAGAUCUUUAAAAUAUUUUGAACAAAGUGUAUCAGCUACUUGAUUUAAUUACAAUCAUUACUAUUAGAUAUCAUACUAAUAGAAAGAAUUUAAGCCCAACUACUUUUAUAAAAAGCGAUUCUUACUACUCUAAGUAAGAAGAGCUAAAUUUAGAAAAGUAAAUUAAUGAUGAGACUGAUUCUGUUCUUGCUAACUUAGUUGAUAAUGGAGAAGAUGAAAACUAAACAAAUCAAUCAAAUGAAAAUAAGAAAACAGAAAAAGUCAGUCAAUUGGAUGUAGAAGAAGAAACAAAUAUAAUUCUUAAGUAUUUUAAAAAAAUAAAGCUAAAUAAUGAUAAUUAAAAUAAAACUGAUCAAAAGCUUAUUCUCAUUAAUUAAAAGGCUCAAAUAUGUGUUGAUAACUUAAUUAAACCACUUAUUUUGUGGGUUGAAAACUCUUUACAAUAUUAAAGUUAAAUUGAUAUAUUUAAGAAUAUCUGGUUAGUGAUGGUUGAAAUAAUGCCUGAAGAAAGUAGUAUAAACCUUUUUGAUGUAGCCUAUCCACUUUUAGAAAGGGUUGCAGAACAUAUCUAAAUGUCAUCUCCUCCACAUCUUAUGCUUGAAUUCAUUAAAAUUAUUAUUUCUUCACUUCCUAAGCUUAAACUUAAUGCUUAAAAUGAAAAUGUUUACUUUCUCCAAUAAUUUUUUAUAAUAUUUUGUGACUGCAUUCCUCACAGCGUGAAUGAUGAACCAUUUUAAAUUUUUGAUAUUUUACUUUAUAUAAUACAACUCCACUUAAAUCCUGAGAUUGUCAAAAAAUGCAUAGAUACUUUGGUUGAUAAGUUCACGAUGAGAGGAAAAGCAUAAAAGAGGUCUUAAGAGUUUUUUUUAAGGGUUUUAGCGAGUAAAAAGAAUGUAAAUUCUUUUAAAUAUUUUAUUGAUGAAUGUCUAGUGAGCAAUUAAGAGCCUCAGUUUGUCAACCAAAACAAAAAGACAAAGCAGGUUAAAAUGGCUUAUAAAGAUUAAGAUUUGAAAUAGUUUAACAACAAAUACGAAAUAUUUCAAGAAAAAAUUAACUUACUGCAAGAAGGCUUAAUUUAUCUAAAAUAUUAUCAUUUUGAAAAUCUAAAAUUACUUUUUGAAGAAAACAUAUUAAGCUAAGCGAUAAUUAAAAUUAUAAAUAGUGGCAACUCAAAAGUGCGAAUAAAAGCUACAAAUAUUGCAAAAAUAUUUCUAGAAUAGUAUUUAAAAGGAUUUUCUUCAUAGAUAGCAAAGAAAAAUAAAUAAGAAUAAGGUAAAAAGAACAAGUUAGAUACUUCAAAAAAGGGUGGCACUUUGAAUACUUAAGAGAAAGAAAUAGAAGAUCCUGAUUUUUAUCAAAAUAUAUUUAAAACAGACAUCGCUGAGACAAAAUACAUUGAUCAAAUUCAAGUUUUAAUGAUUAAGUUUUAGCUGCAAAUUACUAAGGUGACUUUUUGCUAAGAAAAUAGAGAUAAUAAAUUGUUGUUUAAUUCUUUAAUUAUCCUAGAUUUAUUAUUUCAAACUAUUUUUAGUGGACCAUCUGUAUAAAAUGAAAUAGAAAAAUAUAUAAAAGAAAAAUAACCAGAGAUAUCAAAUACAUUUGUUGUUGAAUCGAAUUCUGAUAAAAAUUAAGCUAAUGAAAAUAACUUGACUUCAGCUGAAUCUUAAAAUUUUUAACUUGUGCCCGACUCCAAUGAUUUAGAUCUUAAUAACUUAUUGAUUUAACCUAAUACUCUAUUUAUUAGAACUUCCAGUGAAUUUUAGGAGUUGAGGUUAAAUGAAAUCAUCGACUUGGUUCCUUUAGUCUCAAAUCUUCUUCACUCACCUUGGAGCAAUAUAAGAAGUUUAACUUACGGGCUACUCUGCUAUUGGGUGAAACCAAAUAUUGGAAAUUAUAAAACUGCACAGUAAAAAUAAUUUAUGAAUCUAAUUUUAGAUAUCAUAGAAAGCUUACUAAUAAAUUAAGAAAGUGAAUGUAGAACAGGUGGCUUAAAUAUUGUAGGUUCUUUAUGUGGCCUUGGAUAUAAUUUUGAUGCUUACACUGAUAAAAUGAAAGAUAUUUUAGGACUAUUUCGUCAAUGUGAGAAUAUUAUACCUGCUAAAAUAUGGAAAGCAAUUUAUAAAAUUUAAUUUGAUUGGGAUUCUACAAACUAAGCAGCAGCUCUUGCUUUGAUUUAACUUUGUGCUCCGAAGAAAAAAAUUAAAAAAUUUUAUUUGCAAAUGAAUAAAACAUCUUCGAUAGUUCUUAAUUUAGAUCAAAAAAAUAAUAGCAAUAGUAGAUUGAGUGUUUUUUCUUAGUUGAACCAAGGAAAAGAUGACUCUUUUAUCAAAUUUUCUAACAUAUUUAGUAAAUAAAAUGAAAAAAAGAAUAUAAAGAGGGCAUAGUCAGUUUAAGUUUCAUCUCUUUAGAAACAAUCAAACGAAAAGGGGUAAGAUAAUUAAGAAAAUAAAUAAAUAUCUGAAUUGGUGAUUAGUAGAAAUAAUGAUAAUUUAUUAGUAUCCAAUUAAGAUGAGGUGAUUCAGAAAUAUUAAGAAGAAAAUGCUAAAAUGGGUUCACAGAAUGAGUAUAAGAAUUCAGUUAAAAGCGCUAACAUAAUAAAUAAUAAUUCUAAUCAAGACGAAGAAGAAUCAUAAAAAGUAUUUAGUGAUGAUGAAAUUGAAGGAAUCUUUUGGGUUGAACAAUUAAACUCAAAAGAUAUUAGAGACUACAUUUCGAUGUUUAGAAAUGAAUAUAAACCUCCUUCAACAUUAUGGAUAGAAAGAGUAAAUUAUAAUAAUGAAGAGGAUUCUGGUUAAUUAUUUUAAGACUAGCAGGAAGCAAUAUAAUUAUCUGAAGAAACUGAUAUCUUAACUGUCUAGCAAAGAAGUAAUGCUUAGUAGAAAUAAUAGGCUUAGCAAAUCAAUUUUAGGUAAUAGAAUAACUAAAACCACUAGCUUGGAUAGUAUAUAGAUUAGGAAGUUCAAUUUUAAUAGACUAAUGGAAUCAAAGUAUUUAAUGAAUAGAAUGAAUAAGAUUAAGGAGCUAAAGCGAGUAAAAUGCAUAGAGGAAAUAUUAAUCAUGACAUUAUUGAUGAUUAAUUAGAGUUAGAAUAAUUAGGAAUUAUAGAUGCUGGGGAUGAAGAUUGGAAUGAGAGUGAAGAAAAUAGAAUUGUUAACUAACAUAAUUCAGAUUUAUAAUUCUAAGCAAAAAAAGAUAAAGAUUAGCUUAGCGAUAAUCAAAAUACUAAGUAAACUCAAUACCUUACUGAUGAAGAACCUUAAUAGAAGCUAUUUAUUAAUGAGAGAAAAAAGUUUUAAAGCAAUAAAAAUUAGCAGAGUUCUCAAAAUUCAAAUGAAUAUUUAGGUUCUCCUCGAGAUAUGAUUUAGAAAAAAGAGAGAACUAAAAAUCAAUAGACUUUUCCAACAGAUGACGAUGAUGAUUUAGAUGAAGAAGCUUUGGAAGCUGAAUUGAAAGAUAAAAUAGAAUAAAAUUUUAACAUAAAUUCUGAAACUAAUGAACUAGAGCUUAUGGAUGAUUAAAGCUAUUCAUAUUAGCCACUCUAGCAUUAAAAACUCUUUAUUAAUCCUUAAAGCAACUCAAAUUUAAAAACUCCUGCAAAUUAAAAAAGAGAAACUUAUAAUUUGCCUACAUCUAACUCAGAAGAAGAAGUUAUCAAUAAUUAAAUAAACGUCAAUCACGAGUCAAAGACUUACUUAUAGAAAUUGAUGCAAACUAACUCUGAUAAAAAGAAUAAAAUUAUGAAAAACUUAGAUAUACUUUCUUAAACGUCAUCAAAAUAAGACGAAGUUAUUAGAUUAAGUGAAAGUUCUUCUAUUUCUAAAGAAGAAAAUGAAUCUAGUAAAAAUUAGCUUUAAGAAAUAGUUCACAGUGGCGAAUUAGAAAAAGAUGACAAAUUAAAAAUAAAAGUAGAAAAUGAUUUUUAAGAAUAAUUGAAUACUUAAUAGAAUGAAAAUGUAGAUAAAAAUGAAAAGUAAAAUAUUUAAAGUUAAAAGUAAGACUAAAAUAAAAGUGAAAAAGUAUUCAAUAUAAACUCAUUUUUAAUGAAUGAUAAGGAAUAUAAACAAUAAAAAAUAUACUAAGACUAAAAAUAACUCCUUCUUAAGCAAUCAAAAAUGAGUAAUCUUUUAACUAAUUAGCAAUAGUAAUAGACUAACGAUAAUAAAAAUAAUUAACUGAGUCAUAUAAACAUUUAGUAACAAAUUAUUUAAUAAUAAUAACUUCUUGCUGAUGCAUAGUCAAAGAAAAAAUAGCCUAUUUUAAUAGAAGGAGAUGGAAAUAGUAGUAAUAAGUUAAUGCAGUUAAGUGAUAGCAAUAGUAUUUAAGAUUUUUGUUUUGAUAUCAAUCACGAUACUUCAUCAUCAUAAGAAAAGACAGAAAAUGCGAAUGAUAAAUUAUUUUACAUAAGCAAAACAUAGGAAAGUGGUGAUUUAAAUGAAACAGAUAAUUAUAAUAAAAAUAAUUUUGAAAUUUUAGAUAGCAAUGAAACACAACAGAGCAAUGAUUCUGAAAAAUCAAAUAAACUCUAUAGCAAAACUUAACAAAGUUAGGAGUAAAAUAUCAAAUGGGAAAAUAUUUCCUUAAAACUCUAGCAAUAGUAGCAAAAUAAAGGAAAUAAAUUUGAGCAGGCUUUGGCUUUUUCAUUUUAAAAUUCAAAUCAAACAUCUAUGCCUCAGUCUAACCAUGCCUCAGUACUUUUAAUUCAAAAUAAAAAAGGAGAAGAAGUAUCAUCAUCUAUAGCUUAAUAAUCUGAACAAACUUCUUCAAAAGUUUUUAAUUCAUUUUAAAUGGUUUAACAUUAAAAAUCAAAUGAUGAAGAUACUUCACCUAAUAAAUUAUAUGAUGGUUCAUAAUUCUAAUCUGCAGAAUUCGAAAGAUCUCCUGAUACUGAUAGAGAAAAUAUUUUAAAUAUAAAUUUAUAUUAGAAUGAUAAAAUUAAUAAUUUCGGAAGUAGUCCUCCAAUUGCUAGAAAAAUAAUCCAAGAUGAAAAAACAAAAGAGAAUUUUGUGUAGAGUUGUCAAAAUUAUUAAAACUUUGACUAUGAAAAGCAAAAUUAUGAAAAGUAUUUGGAAAAAGACAAAAAUGAAUCAUAGAAGAAAAACGAUUUUAGAGAAUGCAGUUAAGAAAGUUUAAUGCAGCAGCUUGCUAAUUACUAGAAAUUUGACAAAAAAACAACUCUUUAAUACACUUCUUCUUCAGAAGAUUAAGUAGUCAUACUCGAUAGUAACCAAACUUUAGACAGACCCACAUCUAAAGAUAAUAAAUCAAAGAUUUUAAUUGACACUUCAGGAAAUUAUUCUAAAAAUAGCGCAGGAGGGUUUUCCUCAGAUGACAGGAGAUAACAAAAAAAUUUAAGUAAUAUUGAUGAAGUUUUGGAAGAAAGCAAAUUUGUCUAAUAGAAUACAAAUGGAUUAGUUACUACGAUUAAAAAGAAAAUCUAAAAAAAAGAUUAAGAUGGAGAAUAAUAUUUCGUUCGAGAAGGCGAAAGUUCAAGAUAUAAUAAAAAAGACGAAGGUAUCAUUGAAGAAUUUCUAACAGAAGAAGAAAGCUCUACUGAAGAACAAUCUCAGGUAAAAUUGAAGUAAAGAUAUGCUUCUGAACCUGCUGCUCUGCAACCAAUUUAUCCUAUUUCUUCAGCAUAAAGCCCUUCUUAAUCUCUUCUUUAAAAGUCUGAAGAAUACUUUGGUAGAUUUUAAGGCUAGGUAUAAUAAAUUAAUACUCCACUGCUUUCUGGCUAAUCGCAUUUAAUCAGCUAGCAAAGCACUUAGUAAUAAAUUUUAUCAACUGCUAAUGCUACAGGUAACACAACUGCACACGAGAUAAAUCAUAUCAACUCUGCAAGCUCAAAAAAUACAAAGAGAUCAGUAAAUAAAAGCAAGGAGAGAUCGAACUCUCCAAAACACAAGAAAACAUAAAAAAAGAUGCAAACACAACUACAAUAAACUAAUAACCAAAUUUAAUAAUAGCAGUUAUAGAUUUAUCAGUAGCAAAAUUAACAGCUAUCAUAAUUACAAUCUAUAUCUUCAUAUUAGUAAAGUCAGUUGCAUUCUCCUCAAUAGUAAUAGCAGACUCAGUAUUACAAUUCAGAAAACUUAACUGCAUUUUAAACUCCUCUCAUUUAAAAAUCCCUAACACCAAGCAAUAGAGCUAAAGAAAUAGCUUUCAGAAGAAACAGCAACAGCAGCUAAAAAGGUUUAUCAGCACAGUCAAACGGAGAAAUCUUUACAAGUAAAAAGAGACUAAAUAUGAAUGACAACAUUCACUCUCAUCAUUUACAAAAUAACUAAUACAUGAAUAAUAGCAGCAAUAGUAAACAUAAUAAGACGAGUGAGAGUGGAGGAAAUGGGACUCAUGGAAAGUAUUAUAAAUCAAUAGGAUACAAAUUAUUGACAAAAAAUCAUUCCACGAAUAAUAUCUUCAACACAAGCAGUUUGAUUAAUACAACUUAAGGUAGCACAAGCUUUAAUAAUGGAAGUGCUAUUAAUUUAGCUCUAUCUUAGUUGCAUAAUAACACAUCUAACAACUAACAAAAAAGCAAUAACGUAUGUAAAGAUAAGCUUAUUAAAAAACUAAUGACAAGUAAAGGAUUAGAUGCUUCAGAGCUGAAGUCAGUUAUAAAACUUCAUCAAUAAACUUAGAUGUUCUUUAAUCAUCCAUAAAAUACAUAAUACAUACCUAUUGGAUCAAGCAGUGGAGAUACUAAAAAUAGGGUAAUGUUAUCAAAGUCUCCUUAGUAGAAAAAUAUUAGAAAGUCAUCUCAUGAUUCAGCUGAAAAGAGCAAGAAAAAAAGCAAGAGCACAUCUCCCCUAAAUGAAAGAAUAGAAAUGUCAUCUGACGAGAAUAAAGACUCCUAUCCCAAUUCACUUCAUAUAUCAUCAAAUUAUUAAAAUUCUUUAAAAAAUUCAAAGCUGGGAGUUUAAUUUUCUAAGGACUAAAUACACAACUCAAGUAAAAGCUAAAAUAUAAGCGAGCAACUCUAAUCAUUCUAAUCAUAGAAGUAGUUUAAAAAAGGAGAAUAACAGCUUAAAAGCCAAUAAAAUAUUAAUUAAUAACAGUAUUUAUAAAGCAGCAUAACUGCUAAUUAGUUUGAUGAUGAUUAAAUAUAGUAAAGAUACAAAAGGAAUUUUUCAAAUUUGUAAAUAAAUGAAGAAAAAAAUGAAAAUAGCGAUGAUACCUCUAAAGCCACUGUCAACGAUGAUCUAUCCCAUCAUUUUUAAACUUUAAGCUAACAAGGAAGAAGUAACUCUUAUGGAAAAAUUCAUAAUAACUCUGGAAAAAAGAAAAGAAAAUCUAAGUCUAAAGAAUAGCUAACAUUAAAUGAAAAUGGCUAUGAAAUAACAAAUUCAAAAAAAGAGAAGUUUGGUUUAAAUGAGAAAGAACUCACUGUAUCUUUAGCUUCUUCUACAAAAAGUAGCAAUGUUUAAAUCAAGAAUAAAAAAUUUUAACCUUUAAAUAUUUCAGGAUUAAAUCCUCAACAAAUUAAAACAUAACCUUCUUCAUCUAAACAACAACAACAACAGCAAUAGCAAUAACAAUUUGAGAGAUUUCUCAAUUAAGGAGCCUCUUCAGGAAAUAAGCAAAAUAUUUAAAAUAAAAGGUCAUCAUCUUCAAAAAAAUAAAAAGAACUUUCAAAAUCAAAAUCGAAAAAAGAAGUGGUUAUCCUACAAAAUAUAUCAUAAUAAAUUUAAUCAUUUAAUCAACAAGUAAAUAAUAAUACUAGCAGUGGAUAAAUAAAUUAAGAACAGUAAAUAAAUAAGUAAAAAUUAAAGAAUGAAAUUCUCAAUUUUGCUCCUAUAAACUAAAACAAAAAUAAAAAGUAUGAAUCAACAAUAUCCUCUUAAUUAAAAAUGCUUUAAUAAAGCUCAAACACUUAGCCUUAGCAGCUAAGCAAUGACAGUUAUUUAGUUUUUGAUGCUUAGCAGUAAUUUUUUAAAAUCCAAAACAUUAACUAAAAUCCUAAUUCAAACUACAACGAAUUUAUGAAGAAUGCCUAGCAAAUGAUAAAUAACAAAAAUAAUUAGCAGAAAAAUAUUAACAAAGAAAUAAUGGAUGAAUUAAAUUAAACCUUGUGA